ACCGUGAAACAUCAAGCAAAGUUAUACAAUUAAUUAUUGUGAAUUGUUAUUAAACGCUGUUAUUAAACAUAAUAAUCAUCUGCAAAAAUUACAAGAUUAAUUGCGAUCAUCAGCUAUAAAGCGAAAAAAAAGUAUCAACCGCAAUGCAAUUGUUAUAACGAGCGACGACAUCAAGUCACAUUUUACGGUAAAUUGAGUCUGGAACUAUUAAAUGCAAAGAAGCGUCGAUAAUAAUAACGACAGCAACUGCAACCGGACAACGAUCGAGAGAAAAACGAGUAAUUGUAAACCACAAGAACUAAUGGUUAUGUCUCCUGGCAGACAGUUAUCAUCUCCCGGAGUUGCAUCGUACCCAAGUAAUAUGAAUUUGGGUUCCUUACAUCAGUCACAGAUUCAGUUAGCGUCGCAAAUGCACCAAAAACUGUCGGGUUUAACGCCAAAUCACAUGAGCAACUUUUUCAAAAGUCCCUCGACAUCGCCGAAUCCCACCACCACAAACACGUCAAGCACGGACCGCAACAUGACAAACAAUCAACAACAGAGCUCACAAUCAUCCUCCAAAAGUACUGCUAGUGAUCCAAAUCCCCUGAAUCGACUCCAAAACAUGCAACCAUUUGACUUUAGGAAAUUAGGAUUAGGCAGUUUUGCACGCAUGAGUCCCGAUACGCAUGACGCCGCCUCCGAUGCACGGCGUCAACCAUCGUCACGCGAGUCCCGCAGCGAACACGAAGCUGCCAUCAACAACCACGCGACAAAUCUUAUGAAUUUAUCGCUUGCAGCUGGCGGGCAUCCGGGACUUCCGUUUUCGUUGCCGCCCUCGAUGUCACUCGCAAACCCCUUGAAUCAUUCGGCAGCUGCGAUGGCUGUUAUGGCGGGACAUCCGCUCGCCGCAAGUUUAGUUGCUCAAUCAUUCCCCAAUCUCCUGGCGAGCCAUCGGGAAUUUCAACAACGCAGCAAAUCGCCGAUGAUGCAUCGCACAAAAUCCCCCGAAAAAUUGUCAGCUGAAAAGUUGCGUGAAAUGGAUCACGCUCUCAAUCUUACACGUGAACCUCCAAGUACUUCAGCAUCGCGCCAAUCGCGUUACAAUCCAUCAUCAUCCUCGAACAGACCGCAAUUUCCCGCGAUGAAUGGACAAGGCUCACGGAAAUCACAUUCCCCGAACAAGAGAAAUUGGGGAAGUUUACCGCCAAAUUUGGGCACACAAUUUAUUAAUCCAGCAACUGGCAAAAAACGCGUGCAAUGUAACGUUUGUUUGAAGACUUUCUGCGAUAAAGGAGCUCUGAAGAUUCAUUUCUCCGCCGUUCACUUGAGAGAAAUGCACAAAUGCUCCGUCGAAGGUUGCAGUAUGAUGUUUAGUUCACGUCGUUCUCGCAAUCGUCAUAGCGCGAAUCCAAAUCCAAAAUUACAUUCGCCCCAUUUGAGACGCAAAAUCUCGCCGCACGACGGAAGAAGUGCCCAACCUCAUCCAAUGCUUUUGCCUCCUCCGCCUGGCAUGGGAUUAGGAGCUGGUAUGAAUCCGUUGCAUGCGUUUGCUGGAUUCCCCAUGAUGGGACACCCGAAUGACUUGAGACACUCGCAAAUGUCAGCGAUGGAUAUCAAGGCACAAUUCGAUUUGCACAGACUGGAAAAGGAACGCAGAAUCAGCAAAUACAACGAGGAUCAAUUAUCGACGAAGGACAGUGAACGCUCAGCUGACGACGGACAAGAUAUUAGCGACGAUGAUGAGGGACAUUUAAUUGUUGGAGACGACUCGAUGUCGGGCUCCGAAGAAUUCAACAUGUCACGAUCGAUUCCCGAUCUCGAUGUCAGCGAAACAAACGAAGAACCACAAGACUUUAGCACAACGUCAUCCUCUUCCGCGAACCGUAAACACCCAAAAAUGUCAAUUUCCUCCGAAGGCGAUGACAAUGUCAGCGACAGUAACGAAGACUCGAUCUCGACGUGCGAACAACAACCCGAAUCGCACAUGGAAGUUGCCCAAAAUGUCAGUAAACGCAAACGGAAGAGCAUGAAUCCGACAAAAUGUGCAAUUCCACGCAACAAUGAGAACACCUCGGAUAACGAAAAUGCCGCGAAUGAGGAAGCACAACCGCUGAUCAAGAAGGCACGUUCAAUGGGACCUGAAGACGAUGAUCGUAUGUCGUCGCGUGCAUCAACAUCGCCUGCACCCUUGAUUAAAAAGGAAAAAUUCGAAGAAGAUGAAGACGAACCAGAAAAUUUAUCACUCGAUUUGUCACGUAAAUCCUCAACGCCCAAUGGCAAAGAUAAAAAUGCCAACGAAAAGUAUCCCCGUUACACGAUCGACGUAAAAUCACCCGAACAACUCUUGGAAAAUCCCGAAAAGCGAAUCAAAGAAGAACGCCCUUCGUCUGCUGGCAGCAAAAAAGGUUUGGAAGCAACUCUUGAUACAGCAACAGCAUUAAAACGCUUGGAAAAUCUCUCAAAAGGAAAUUUCAACGAUGCUAUGACUCGUAAUGCUUUACUUGGACCCCAAUUUCCCCCCUUGAGCUACUUGAUGAACGUUGCUCCGCCAUCUCCGGAUCACUCGCGUCCCUCAUCUACGGAAGAAACGGCGCAUCAUGACGGAAAUGAGUCAGAUAACAGCGAACGUUGCUGCGAAGAUCGACAUAUCGUCGAAGCAACCGACGAUGACAAAGAAGGCGGACACAAAAAAUGCACCGCAUGUGGCAAACAAUUCCAAAAUCAUUUCGGUGUCAAGUCACAUUACCAAGACGAACACUUGAAAUUGAACCACAAAUGCGAUAUCGAUGGAUGUAAUGCUGCGUUUCCCUCGAAACGUAGUCGCGAUCGUCAUAGCUCCAACUUGAACUUGCAUCGUAAAUUGUUGUCGACGAGCAGUGAUAACAAUACGUCAUCCAAUUUCGAUGCAAAAUUCCAAUUUCCUCCGUUCGUGGGAAAUGCCUUGCAAACGGAGUUUUUGGCACGCUUGUAUGCCGAUUCGCAAUCGUUGCCCCUCAACUUGGAGGCGUUCAAGAACUUGCCGAAUGCCACGGCGUUCGAACAACUCUUCAAUGGAAGCCAAAGAUUCCCGCCAUCGCAGAAUCCCUUUCUCUUUCCGCAACUUAGUAACUUGACUGGUUUUUCGGGUCUUCCAAAUUUUGCCUCUAACUUGCUGCCUCACUCGCUGAACGGCUUUGGAGCUGCGCUUGGAGCCAACAGUGGGCGUGUUUCGUCGCGUUCCGACUCUCCCAUGUCUGCGUGCUCGCCAAACAUUCAAUCGAAUAUUCCGUCGCCCGUAUCGCAACACAUUGAGGACGAUCGACGCUCCGACGAGGGCAAAGCUACUGAUGCACUCUCAUCAUGACCAUAUCGAUUGGGGACAAAACUCUUAAAUUAAAAUGUAAAUAACAUUUUUCGGUAAUUAAAUAACAAUUAAAAGAAUAUUUAGACAAUUAAA
This is a messenger RNA of Culicoides brevitarsis, 3418 nucleotides long. RefSeq names its product zinc finger protein basonuclin-2-like. Gene Ontology annotation, biological process: regulation of DNA-templated transcription. The record is from RefSeq and is a predicted model, not a curated record. The transcript has 2 exons. The coding region runs from base 212 to 3325 and encodes 1037 amino acids. Gene Ontology annotation, cellular component: nucleus. Lineage: Eukaryota; Metazoa; Arthropoda; Insecta; Diptera; Ceratopogonidae.